Anopheles coustani is the source of this 4707-nucleotide messenger RNA. Its product is annotated as protein TIS11-like. Bases 1796 to 3457 code for a protein of 553 amino acids. The record is from RefSeq and is a predicted model, not a curated record. Gene Ontology annotation, molecular function: mRNA binding; metal ion binding. Lineage: Eukaryota; Metazoa; Arthropoda; Insecta; Diptera; Culicidae. The transcript is spliced from 4 exons.
GAAAGCGUAGCGGACUUAGCGCAGUUGUUGCGAGCGAGUUCGGAACAGAGAGCCAAGUUGAGCAAAUCCAACGAAACGGAUCGGAGAGUGCAGAAAUCGAAAGCAGCAACGAAAACCACAACACACCGGUCUCGGAUCUAAGUGCGUCCCCGGAUUUUUUUUUUCUCCUGCUGUUGUGUGCGAUUGUUUUGUUGCAAAGACAGUUGAAUCCGCCGCGCAAGGCAAGAAACACAAAGCCCGAGUUCGGGGCCAGCUUCUAGUGUGUGCCUCUUUUUGUGAGUUUAUUUAAAGCAUAUAAAGAAACACUUCUCGACCUUACAAAACGUGCACGUAGACACACUUCCGCUAAAGUCUGGCACAAGCGGUCCGUAGUACAACGUUUUAUUUUACUGAAGUGAAAUAGUACAACACACGCCUGUUUUUUUUCACUACCAUCAUCGUUGAAACUAUUCUUUUACUCACCGAGUCAUACACGGGUUACGUUCAGUGGUAAACGCAGCAAACCAAAUUCUCGUGUCGUGUACGCUUCCGUUUGCCAAUGCAGAGUGACACAUCGGAAUUGGACAAACACCCUUCCAACGCUGCAGCCUGAUUACAGUUUUGCUCCGGCACAGUUAGCUCUCUCUCUGUAUCACUGUUUGCUACCGUAACGUAAAAAUCCAAACCAGUCAAAAAGAACACAAAUUCAAAAUUACAAAAAGACAGCAAAAGAAAAACUAUUCUCGCUUGCCGGCUGCUUUUUAGUGCUAAUCAUUCGCCAACCGAACAGGAUAGCAACAGGAGGAGGAAUAGUACGAAUUCCGAUACGCGCGCCUACUACUACGCGGGAAAGCCGGAACACAACACACAACCGUGAACGCACUGGUACGAGCAUGUCGAGAGAACGGCAAAAUAACAGGAAUAUAUAAGAGCAGUUCGCGUCCGAAUCUCGCGGUUUUUGAAAAGUUAACGUGAAAACAGUGACACACAAUAUUGUUGUCAACGAAAGCAGCCUGGCUGAAGAAGGAAGCUGUUGUCACAAAAAUUCUCGGGGUGUUAAGUGAAAAUCAUUAUUUGCGCCAGCAAAAAAGUAGUGCAUUUUCCAGGGCCAGAAAGAAGCCAGCGCGAUCGUUGCGUAGGUUUUUCGUAGUGUGUGCUUGCAGAAGCUGGAGAUCUUUGUGCCGCCACAAGGCAGCCGUACGCCAAUAGUAGUAGCAGUAGCAGUUGGUAGGCAAAAUAUAAGUGUGCCACACGACGUACGCACCCGAGCAGCAGCGGCCUCACCGAUCAGCGCACCAUUAUUCUUUCCGUAAUACCAGUAGUGGUCGAAAAAGUUACUCGAAAAGUGCUUAUUUUAACCAAUGCGAGUGCGCGCAUCCUUUGCAUCUCUCGUGUAUUUAGUGCUUUGGCGUGUAUCGAAUAGGAGUGAACGACGCGCACACGUUGUGUCGGAGUGAAACAUCCUUCGAUUCGAAACCACGAAGGUGCAAAAGUGUUGAAGAAGCAAGAAGAGAAAAAUCAACCUCACAACAAAAAGAAGCGCUCCUCGGUGGUGUCGAUUCUAGCGUCGAAUAAAAAACCAACGCGCACGUGUGGAGGUAUCUUUUUCUCCAGUCCCUUGGUUUGUUACCUAGUCGAAUGUGUGCAAAUUUGGCGUCAAAGUGUGUACAGCAACUAAAGGGUAACGAUUGCUAGAUCAUCGUAAAUUCGGAACACUCUGGGCACAACGACACGCAUAAAGGCAGGCUAGGGAACAGAUCAUCAAGUCCGCCAGAGUCCGGACCACAACGAGAGCAGAGUGCGUAACCACAGCAACAUGUCUACUGCGAUAAUGCACAGCACGGCACUCUACGACUUUGGAGAGUAUCCGCGAAAGAACCAAACGAACUCCUCCCGCAGCAACACGCAGCUGGUUGGCGGCGGUGGUGGUGGCGGUAUUGGCAGUGGCAACAGCAACAACCAGCUCGCCGGCGCAACCGGCGCACCCUCGAACGGAAGCAACAGCCCACUGCUGCUGUCACAGGGCUUCAGCGUGGCGAUGGGUGCUACCAGCAACGGCUUCACCGGCAGCAACGCCACCAUGCUCAACCCAAGCACCCAGCAGACACUGAGCCAUAGCCAGCAACAGCAGCUGCAGCAUCAGACGUUCGGGUACCAGCUCCAGAAACAACCGGCUGCUUCGCACAAGCAGCAACAACCAUCGCAUGGGCUCGGUACGCACAACGCCCUGCACCGCAGCGUGUCGCAGCCGGCCGCCAAGCCCACCUACGCUAACAUCAUGGAGCUGCUGAAGCUCUCCGGCGUGCAGUCGGUGCUGAACUGCGACAUGGGCAGCGCUGUGGCCACCGCUGCAGCCGCCAACAACAACGGCAACGCCAGCAGCAGCAACAGCAGCACCAGCAGCACCAGCAGCAGUAGCAGCAGCAGUGCCAGCUCCAUCAACAGCAACAGCGGCAACAACGGUCACCAUCACCACCACCACGCCAACAACACUUCCUCCUCCUCCGGCCACCGGAAGUUGGAACGAACGCAGUCCGAGCCACUGCCGCAGCAAGUUAACACCUCGAGAUAUAAAACCGAACUCUGCCGACCAUAUGAGGAGGCUGGCGAGUGCAAGUAUGGCGACAAGUGCCAGUUUGCGCACGGCAUGCAGGAGCUUCGCAACCUGCAGCGUCACCCGAAGUACAAGACCGAGCUGUGCCGCACGUUCCAUAGCGUGGGCUUCUGCCCGUACGGGCCCCGCUGCCACUUUGUGCACAACGCCGAGGAGGCGCGCAACCACAACCGCAACGUGGCCGCCUACCACGCGCGCCUCGCGGCGGCAGCCGCCGUCGCCAACGGCUCGCAGUCGGCCAAGAAUCAUCAUCAUCAACAACAACAGCAGCAGCAGCAGCAGCAGCAGCAGCAGCAGCAACAACAACAACAACAGCAACUCCAGGAAGUUGCCUCCCAGUCCCAGCAGCAACAGCAGCAACAGCACGCCGGCGGGCUUGUUGGUGGCGUAUCGGUGGCUCAGCUUCAGACGGUGGCUGCUCUCCUGCAGCAGCACCAUCAACAUCAGCAACAGCAGCAACAGUUGCACCAGCACAACACCCACCAGCAGCUCCAGCACCAGCUGCCCAUGAGCCCGGCGCUCUCGAUGUCCACCGGCUCGGACCGGGCGUCGCCGAUCGGUUCGCUGUCGCUCAGCAGGACCACCUCGAUGACCAGCUUCUUCCCGGAAGCGAGCAGCCCGACAUUCCAGCAGGCUGCCGUACAGCACGCGUUCAACUUCCCCAGUAGCCCCCCGGCCAGCCCGAUCGACGGGCUGUCGCCGAUGGCCACUCCGCCUCCGUCGUCGCCCUCGCUGACCGCCAUGAAGCUGGGAGGAUCGAUGGUUCUCGGCGGUGGAGGUGCGGUCUCGGGGCUCGAGGACCGACUGCCGGUGUUCAAUCGGCUCAGUUCCGCCAUGGAUGCCUUCACUAACCUCGCAUUGUAAGGAGGAGAAGAAGAAGCGUUGAAGAAAAUGAGAAGACACACACGACAAACAGAAGUAGAACGAGAGAGGAGCCAGCCCUAUACCAGGAACAUCCCAGGUAUGCGCUUUAGAACAUCGUAAUACAGCCACACCAACCCUUUGACGAGCUGCUGACUUGGGGGAAGCUGACCGCAGCUCUUUCCCCCAUGUUUCCGGCGAGAAGUGUGUGCCCUAAUGUGGGAGUGUAUGUGUGUGCCUUGUGACUCUUCCCCUCCCCCCUCUCCUUCCCACCCAAGGAGGCGGGAUGUCCGAUAUUUUCUUGAUCUUAUGUGAGCUUAUCUGGGAUAGCGUUUGUAAGUUUAUAUAAUUAUGCAACGGAACGGAACUGAUAUGCACCACCACUGUUAAACGAGGGGGGAAACGUGUUACGCACAUGAGACAAAAAGCGCGCACACAUAUCAAGGGUCUCUUUUUUCCCGGUGCACGAAAAUGAACUUGGUCGUGGAGUUAUUAUUUUUUGCGAUAUGUAUAUUUAUAUUUAAAAGAAACAGAGUAAAACGAAACUUCGAACGAGAGCACUGGCGUUGCGUUGCGGGAAAAAAGACGGUAAUGGGAUAGAUAGAUAGGAGAUGAUAACACUGAGAGCGAAAUCAACGAAGAAUGUGAGUUAAAAGGAGGGAUAAUAUUUAUUGAUUCGAUUGGUGUAGCACUAUGAUUUAGUAGUGAUAUGCAUACAAUUUUUUGUCUUAUUCAUUUUCUUAUGUGAUUUAAAUGGUACGUUUUUUUCUUCGAUAGUAAUAUUAUAUUUGAUUUUUUUUAUUAACAAACUAUUACUGUAAUUACUAUAACCAGCCUGCGUUCCGCUUCGCCAAACAAGGUGCAUUCGCGGAUGAGGGUGUGACAAGGAAAACGAAUGAAAUAUUACGCAAAGUGAGGUAGGUUUUCAUAGGAGCUUGCGUGUGAAUAAAUCAGACACAUAGGCCGCAAGAGCAAGUUCAUAAAUGAAUUGAUGAAAAAACCCGCAAGACCGAGAAGAUCAUGUUUUACGAUGAUAAAGAUUGAUUGCCAAAUAGAACAGGAUUAAUUUACCGCCCCGAACCAAGUUUAGAAAACACAUAACGCAACAAGCUAUAGAGAGCGCAGGAAAUGUCUCUAACUAUGCUAUACUACUAUUGAUGGAACAGCAACCACUACUACAACAACUACGAUUAAUAUUAUUAUUAUUAUUAUUAUUAUUGCGUGAAAACAUAUGUUAUAGUCGCUACAACCCA